Messenger RNA from Tachysurus vachellii, 3725 nucleotides. RefSeq lists its product as uncharacterized. The transcript has 6 exons. Lineage: Eukaryota; Metazoa; Chordata; Actinopteri; Siluriformes; Bagridae. The record is from RefSeq and is a predicted model, not a curated record. Bases 128 to 1081 code for a protein of 317 amino acids.
AGCCCCUCCUAUAGCUGGAGCUGAGUCUGAAACCACUUCCCUGCUGCUGGGAAACCAGUUUUGACUGUUCAUACUUGUGGAAUAGAGCAUACAAGCGUCUUGUAAGUUGUUUGUUUUGUUUUUUACGAUGCAUUCGGACACAGUGGAUAUUUCUGCCUCACCGAGAAAACGGAUCGUCUCGCGCGCGAUGAGCGAGGAAGAGUCUCUUCGACACAUAAUAGAGGCUGAAGAGUCACCCAAGCGCUUAUCUCGCAGAGACAGCAGAUAUGGAUCUCUCAGGAGGGGAGACACAAGAGGAAGUCAGAGUGAAGACGACCCUGCAGAGAACACAUCCACGAUGGAGCUACAGCAGAACUACGAGAUGUGUUUAGCCGAGCUACAGAGCGUUGAACUGCGGCAGGGGGUGUUACUUUUCCAGGUAGAGUGUCUCCAGGAUGCCCUGGAGGGAGCUGAGGAGAUGCUCAUUGAGACCAAGAGGGAAGCUCAUCAAAUCAGCAUGGAGCUGGAACGAGAGAGGGGGCAUAGAAGGAAGUUGGAGAACGAUGUUGCAUUGCUGAUGCAGGAGAUAGAGCGGUUAAAGGAGGAGAAAAUUUCAGUUGCAACUGAAAGUAUAAUACAAGAGCAGAAAGAAUCUGAUGUAAUGACAGAUAAACCUGCUGCUGACGGCGUGGAUGGAUGUGUAUCUGAAGAGAUAAAAUCCGUAGACACACCUUCACAACCUACAGGCUCUACAAACAGUUUUGCUAACUUUGCUGCUGCAGCAUAUCUACUGUUCAAGAACAGAAGAUUAGAGCCAAAUUUCUCCAAACAGCCUGAUUCAGAGGGAACCUCGGUGGACCAGGAGGUAAAACCAGACGUGGUUGGUUCUGAACAGACUACAACAGACGGAAGCAGCCAAAAAUCUCAUGACGCCGAAGACUGCGACGAGAGCAGUGGCUAUGAAGACGCUCCAUCAGAUUUCUCACCUUCGACUCCUGAUGGGUCUUCAGAGGCAGUGUUGCCAGAAGAUGGAGAGAUCGAAAUGAAGAACAGCAAUGAGGCCAGAAAUGCAAAGGAUCCAGAAGCCUGUCUUCUGUCUUGAAGUGGAGGAGUGUGAAACCCGUCUGAUUUUGAGACUGCUUUAAGUAUAAAUUCCUGCUGUUUCCAAAAUGGCUAGAGGGCAUUUUACACUUUUUAUGAAUCUAUGUUUUAGUGCGACUUUAGUCCUAUAUUCAUAAACAUGCUGUACUUUGCCUGGCACAUGUUGCUCUAUAUGGCUGGAUGUUUUUUUUUAUCAGAACUUGAUAUAUCACUGGGGCUUUUUGGGCUGGAGACCAGAAAUAAAAAUUACUUGGACCUCAAGCUCAAGUGGGACUUAGUGGGAUUUUAUGUUACUGAAGUUGUGUAAAAGCUAAAAAUCUAUGACCGCAAAUCUAAUCUCCCCUUCAAACCUGACCUUCAUCUUUGUAUCUGUUCAAACAAAUUAUUUAUUUUUACAGAUGAAAAAUUUGUAAUAUUUCUAUUUUAUACUAAUUGGGGCAAUAUAUUCAUAGGAAGUUUAAAAAAAAUGCUUAGCUAUAUGGUAAAUGGUAGUGGGAGAGUAAAUGGUGAUAUCAAACCCAUUUCUGCUACCCAUGAUGCCCCAGAUGCUUUUUCAUAUGCAUCUAAAAUUUGAAGGAGUUAUCAUAAAGCACUAAAAUUCUGCAUAAAGUGAAGUCUCACACUGUAAGCCAAAAGUGACCUCACAAAUUUUAUAUCAGACUUACAGCCAUAAAAUAAAAGUUUGUUUAUACUGAUUAAAAAUGUCCGCUGGCAGAAUGGAACAUUAGUGUACUACCAGUUAAAAGACUUAUUUUCUUUUACACUGCCUAUUAAGUUACAUCAAGAUACAGCUCCACAAUGCAAACUGCAUUUUGAGCAGGUCUAGUGUGAGCGACUGCAGGAAAGCUGAUGUUUGAACUUGGCAGGAAAAUGGAAAGGAUGACAAUAAUUCUGUGAUGUCAGCAAACUAACAUCAAAUUCAAAAUCUUCAGUAACCACUUGAUCCUGGUCAGGUUUCUGAUGGAUCCAGAGCCUAUUCCACACUGUAAAUCAUGCUAGCCCCAUUGAGUUAUGUGAACAUGUUUCUUCACUUUUUUGUCAUGACAGAUUUUAUAUAGUGAAGUCAAAAAAUUAAAACUUCAAGUAAUCCAUUAUCUUAAAUACUUAUGUGUUGAAACAAAAUUUUCCUUAUGUCGAAUGUAUGCACAUUUUUAAGGUAGCAAGUAAACUUGUAUUGAGGUUUAACCAUUUUAAGAUGUCUUACGGUGCAGAAAUUCUGGGACACCAGUCCAUUGCAGGGCAGCAUUCACUCACAGCUAGGAGCAAUUUAGCAAUAAAAAUCCACUUACCAAUGUGUUUAUGAGAAGUGGAAAGGAAAACCCAGAAUAGAACCAGUCAUACAUAGUGAGUACGUGCAAAAAUAUACAAUAAUAAUAUUUCAAAUGACUUCAAUUUGGGAAACUUUUUCACAUACGGCACUAUUAUUACUAAACUUCUGUCUAAGCAGGGUUUCAACAGUCAUCAAAUGAGGCGCUGUAGCUAGAUACUACUGCUGAAAUUUCCAUCUUUAAAUUAUUAAUUAACAGAGCCAGCUGCAAUUUAUAUGACUAUUCUGAAUUAUUAUAAUUAUUGUUAUCAUUAUUAUUAAUAAUGACAAUAUCACAAUAUUUACAAUAUUGCUCAUUUUUAGCACUGCGUUUUUAGCUGCUGGCUAAACUGUUCAUUGAUAUUUUAUGCUAUAGAAUGUAUAUUUGUCAGCUUGAGUGAUGCACUUGGUUCACUUUCCUUCUUUGAUUCUGCCUAUCUUGACUGUCUGACUGUACUUGCAAUUGAAUUUGUAUGUUCUCAGGGUGGAUACAGAUGCAGAUUUCCGGGAAUGCUGUUAUCUAAAUUAGCAAGGCAAGAUGAAGUGGCAAGUCACGUGAAGAAGCUUGCAUGCUUUUAUUAGCUUAUGUCAGUUUCUCUGUGUGUGUGUGUGUCUGUCAGUGGAACCUCGAAUCAAUCAUUUCCCAAAACAUCACUAAUGAUCAUUACCUUAUUGAUUCUAUAGUCGUAAUUUCUUCUAUUUUGUAAAAUGGUUCUUUUUGGAAACAAGAAGGUUUGUUGAUUUCAAUCAGAUUCACGACAUGUAGCCUGCUAUUUCCUGCUUUAUGUCAGAGCUUGUUACUGAAGAAUGAUGCAUGCACAGAAUAGACAAACGCUCAUGAGAUAAGCUCAUGCAAAUCAUUACAGGCGUUACAAUUCAAUGAACAGUUACAAUACAUUCUACUUAAAAUGUAAUAUUUUAAAAGUUUAUUUUGUUCUAUGUCAGAAUAAGGAAGAAGCUGUUAAUUUGUAUCCACAUUGAAGUGCUGUUUUUAGCUGCUUUUUGUAAACUCAGAUAUCUACAUAUAAUGUUUUCUGAAUUGUUUUCUGAAAAAAAAAAAAGAAGUAAAUAAUAAACUGCUUGGUCAAAUGAACUAUAUAUUAAUAGUUCUUUUGAAUUGUUCCAUUUCCAUUUAUACCUUUGUCAGAUGUUUUUUUUUUGAGACACAAUCCUGUACAGCAGGAAUCUUUUACAUUUGAGAGUGCACAAUUAACCAUAUUUGCCCUGACUAUUGCAUAUCCUGUGCCUACUGUCUAUACUUGCAUGUAUUGUUUCAUGCUGGUCAUUAUUAAUCAAGUAGAAAGAUGCUGAUAUUAAAAUGUUCUGUCACAAUAAUUGA